CAACACGCCUCAUCUCAUUGUUCUAGAAUGAACCGAUGUACUCACCAACAUCUUGUUGGCUAUCUCAGCCUCUGUUGGUAACCUCGUGUCCCGUUUCAAGCUCUGUCACUUUCCAUUGUUCAACAUCUCCAUGAGGUAGUACAAACCUGGAGGGGAAUUCCAACCUGCAAACUGUGGGGGUGGGCGACGACCAAAGCAGCAGGCAGGCGGGGAACGUGCACCCUGCAGCUCCAGGUUCCAUUCCAGGAUCCACUUCGAUCCCACUGGAACUCGAGUGUCCAAGCUCCGACUCGGUUCCACUCACAGUUGAGUCCUGUCUUUGCCUUCACACACACUUCCUCCGAGGAACCGAUUCCAUCCCGAGUCCAGUUGGAUGUCGACAACACGAGAACCCGGCACGCCCGGCUAGCAGCAGUGCUCACGAAGCAGGGCAACCUGGAAGUCGGUAACGCCACCAUUCCCGCCUCAGUCAGCAGUGUCGGCCACCCGACAUGACAUCCCACCCGCCCCUCCGUGUUCCUCUCGAAACGCAUCCGGGCGGCGCCUGACUGUUGAAUCCCGGAGGAGGAAGUGCACUUUUCCCCUUGCCAACCAAUGCCUGUCAAGAGGCAAAUCAUACAGAGUCACCCCAUGGCACCCUUGGCCACCCUGGUGGGGCACAGUGCUGCUUCUGAAUGGCGGCAUCUUUGAUACCUCACUACUCACCCACAGCAGCUCCGUCGGUGAGUGGUCGUGGUGGUGUAGACCCUUGCUGGCUCGUCUUGUACCUGUGGGACUUGUCGUGAUUUGGAUGUGUCCGCUGCUUCAGCCAGACGCAAGGCUGCCGUGUGCCUGCUCACUUGUCGAGGGCGUCCGAGGGGUAUAUACUGGACACCGCCUAGCUCUCAUCCCAUUCCUUCUUCUCCUCGACCUUCUCGAAGGAUGCCCGCCUCGAAUUCCGUCUGAACAAUCUCAACAAUACCAUGGUAUCGGAGACUUGCCUUUGAGACCGUCUCCCCAUCCUUUGUCCCAACAAGAUUAAUUGCGUCUUAUAAACCCCCCAGGCUGGGCCGGUGUUGGUUAUAUUGACGACCUACCUAUCUUGGACUUGCAACAGGUUCUCUCCGAGCCUUGCCAAGCUCCUCCUACAUUCUCUCAAGGUUUCCUCCCUUUAGAGGCCGAGGACUUGCACUUCGUUUCUCCCGUCGACGCCCUCGACAUAUCUGCCCAUCAUGCAUGGCUACUCGUCUUCCUCGGAGACGGACGACUACUAUAGCUACCGCAAGCACAAGGCAACGGUUCCUGCCACUACGACCACCAACGACGCCAACAAGAAGAAGAAGAAACGCAAGGUGCCUCCUCAGCAGAGAAUCAACCGGAUAUGGAAACGCUUCAGCGACAAGCGGUUCAACAAGGCGGUAGCAGUCUUGCCCUUCGACCCGGUUCUCCCUCCGUCGAUUUCUGAGCGAUCCAACGAACUUCUCAGUGCUGGGUACGAACGCGCUGCUUCUGAAUGUAGGCGGAAAGUCCAGAAGAUCAUCCAAGAAUGCCGAAGGGUGAAUAUGCGAUAUCGGGAUCCUGGGUGGGAUCUGGACUGGGAUCUCAAGAUGGAAAAGGGGCAUACUCUCAACACCCUAGGACGCACCAAAUACGACCUCAGCAUGUCGACCAUGCUCAACCCCAGCUCCGUUGUUCCCAAGGCCGUCAAGCGAGUCCACGAGAUCUUCGAGAAGCCGACCUUCAUGGCCAAUCUCAGCGGAAACGACGUCAAGCAGGGUAGUCUUGGCGACUGCUGGUUGAUGGCUAGUUUCUCGGGACUGGCCAAUGUGGAGGAUGGUAUCAAGCGCAUCUGCGUCGAGUACGAUACCCGCAUUGGUAUCUACGGCUUUGUCUUCUACAGAGAUGGCGAGUGGAUCUACUCUAUCAUCGACGACAAGCUCUUUCUCAAGUCGCCUUGCUGGGACUCUCCUAGCAUGCAACGCGAUCUCUUGCAGCAAAUUGACCGCGAGGACGUCGAAAGAGUUUACCGACAGACGUAUCAAACAGGCUCAAAAGCCCUGUUCUUUGCUCAAUGCAAGGAUCAGAACGAAACCUGGGUGCCGCUCAUCGAGAAGGCAUAUGCCAAAGCACACGGUGAUUACGCCUCCUUGGCUGGUGGCUGGAUCGGAGAGGGAUUGGAAGACCUCUCGGGAGGUGUCACCACCGAGCUUCUUGCAUCUGACAUCUUGGAUCUUGACGGAUUCUGGGAGAACGAACUCAGCCGAGUCAACGAGGAGUUUCUCUUUGGCUGCAGCACUGGUCUUCUCGACGGCGGCUACGGCGAUCGUGACGGCAUCUCAGAAGGCCACGCAUACGUCGUGAUGGAAGCUCGCACCCUCAAGAAUGGCACUCGCCUUCUCAAACUCAGAAACCCCUGGGGUAAGACCAAGAAGGGUAUCUGGGAAGGCGCGUGGUCUGAUGGCUCCAAGGAGUGGACCACCGAGGUACAGGAAGAACUGGGCCACCAUUUCGGCAGCGACAGCGUCUUCUGGAUCUCGUACGAGGACCUGCUUCGCAAGUACCAGCAUUUCGACCGGACCCGCCUGUUCCGCGAGAAAGACUGGCGCUGUUGUCAGAGAUGGAUCGGCGUCGAGGUGCCGUGGAAGCCUCAGUACAACGAAAAGUUCCACAUCAAGUUGACAAAGGAGUCUCCUCUUGUCAUUGUUCUGAGCCAGCUCGACAACCGCUACUUCAAGGGACUUCAUGGCCAGUACUCAUUCCGACUGCAAUUCCGACUGCACGAGCAAGACCGACCAGACCCGGAAGACUACAUUGUCCGUAGCCAUGGAAACUAUCUCAUGGAUCGUUCUGUCUCUAUUGAACUCCCGUCCAUGCUGCCUGGAAACUACAGCGUGUUCAUCAGCGUCGUUGGCGAGCGAGAUUCUGAGGCCUUGAGCAUUGAGGAGGUUGUCAAGCGCGAGUGCAAGAAGCGCGUCGAGAAUGAGAAGCUCGCCCAGGUUGGCUAUGCCUAUGAUCUGGCUCACAGCAAAGCCGCUGCCCAUCUGGAAGCUGUCAAGAAGCUUCGUAAGAAGGCAGACCAGAAGAAGGCCAGCGAGGCUCGUGUCAAAGAGCGCCGCAAGAAUUGGGAAAAGCGUCACCUUAACCGGGAGAUCACCAAGAAGCAAGGCCGCAAGAACAACAAGAAGCUCGAGGCUAAGCAAGCUGCCCGUGAGGCUAAGAAGCGCGCGGAAGAGGAACUGAAGCCCAAGGAUGCUGGCGUUCAGACCGACAUCGCCCCGAAGGAGGAAAAGCCUGUCGGGGCCAGGGCUACUGAUGUUCCCAAGACAGACGAGUCCAAGGCUGCAAAGUCUGAUGGCAAGACCCCCGGCUCCAAGACCGAGGGGCAGGACACACAGAAGAAGGAAGCCGACAAAGCGGCCGAGGAUCCAGCCAAGGCCGAGACGGAGCCCAAGAGAGAAGACAGCACGCCGGUAGUAGUAGAUGAUGCCAAGAGUUCCGACGAAGAAGGUGAAGACACCCCGCUCGCCACUCCCUCUGAGACUCCUUCUCUUGAGAAGACGGAACACGAAGCUUCUGGACUAUCUGGGGACGAGACCGAGAGGACGCCUGACGAGAAGGAGGCCACCGAGACUUCAAAAGACAAGGCUGACGACAAAGCAGAAGACAAGACUAAGGACAAGGAUCAAGCCAAGGGUGAGGACAACCCCGAGCAGCCCAAGGAUGAAGAUGCCGAAACACCGUCUGCAGCUACCUCGGAGUCUUCGGGCACUCCACAGCUCACCCCCAAGAGCGAUGCUGCCACCCCUGAUACGGACAAGGCCAAGCCCAAGGAUGAAGACAAGGCUGCAGCUGCGGCCUCGUCUCCCACUUCUACUGGAUCCCCUCACCCGCCACCGGCCACUUCCAACCCUUCCCCACCACCUCCUCCCGUACAGCAAAAGAAGCCGCCCAACAUGUACGUGACCUCAGAUGGCGAAUCGAGCGCCUCCCCAGUCGAAGACUGGGAAGCGCUUUACAGCAGCGACGACAUGACGCGCAAGCCGCGCAUGGCCGCCCCGCCCCCUGCUGGUCAAGCCGUCGUCAGCAAGUAUCGGGACGAAACCGAGGACGAGAACGAGCCCGAUCCGUGGAAUGCCAUUUGCGUGGUCGGCCUCAGAGUCUACUCCAAGGAUGAAGAUCUGGAGCUUCGUGUGGUUAUGGAAGGCGGUGAGCUUGGUGAGGGUGGUAUGGGUGAGAAGGGCGGAGUCGAUCUGGAUAACGCCCAGGCCAACGCUGGUGGCGCCCGGAGCACCAAGAUUCACAGGGACGAAGAGAGUGAGAAGGAGGAGGCGGCAUAUGAAGGCGAUAGCGAGGUAGAGAAGAGGAAGAAGAAGGAAAGGAGAAAGAAAAAGGGAAAGAAGAGCAGCGGAAGUGAGAACAGCAGUGGGAGUAGCAGCGAGAGCGGUGAGGAAGAGCAGAGCCAGAAGGACAAGAAGAAGGAGGACGAUGGAAUGGCCAAAUAUCCAGUAAUUGUGCAGAAGGGGAAGGGUGAGGAAGAGUACGAGACUGCAGUGGAGUCACAGCUGGAGAACUGAGUGAUUGAUGACUUGACAUGCAUAGCGAAGGAGCGUUAGAAGAGUAGGAGAUACAGGUUUUGACUGUGUGCAUUUUGGCAGCUGGGGGUUCAGGCAGGACUUGGCACACCCGGAUCGUAUAUGUGGGUGUAAGGAGAUGCGUGGCGCAUGGGAGAUGGUGUGCUUUUUGUUUUCCCUUUCUUUGUGAUACUCCGCUUGUUUUCGUUAGUGAUUCUAUUGUUUGCAUGAUACUGUAUAUAUAUAUAUAUUUGCUCAUCAGAAUCCUUCAACUUCAUCCUCAUGAUCUUAUUGCAACAACACAGCUACCCUUUGCUGUAUGCAA
Molecule: messenger RNA, 4875 nt
Organism: Podospora pseudocomata
Lineage: Eukaryota; Fungi; Ascomycota; Sordariomycetes; Sordariales; Podosporaceae
Exons: 5
Coding region: 1212-4553 (1113 amino acids)
Biological process (GO): proteolysis
Cellular component (GO): cytoplasm
Molecular function (GO): calcium-dependent cysteine-type endopeptidase activity
Source: RefSeq, a predicted model, not a curated record